Molecule: messenger RNA, 2967 nt
Organism: Phacochoerus africanus (Common warthog)
Lineage: Eukaryota; Metazoa; Chordata; Mammalia; Artiodactyla; Suidae
Product: guanylate-binding protein 1-like
Exons: 11
Coding region: 179-1951 (590 amino acids)
Molecular function (GO): GTPase activity; GTP binding
Source: RefSeq, a predicted model, not a curated record
UCUAAGUCUAUUACAGAGGUUGCUUUGCUUCCGACUCGGCUCUAGAGGGAAUCAGCAAAGCUCCUCGACACUGGCUGUGGGGACUAACAGCCAAACCCGCCCGUGAAACAGAGAAGUUACAGAGAAGUCCACUCCGUCUCACUGAGAAGAGGAAAGAACUCUCAAAGAGACCCGGGACAUGGCCUCAGGGGUGCACAUGCAAGAACCACAGUGCCUCGUUGAGAACAUCAAUGGGCGACUGGCGGUGAACCCGAAAGCGCUGAAGCUCCUGUCUGCCAUCGAGCAGCCCCUGGUGGUGGUGGCUAUCGUGGGCCUGUACCGCACAGGCAAAUCCUACCUGAUGAACAAGCUGGCUGGGAAGAACAAGGGCUUCUCUCUGGGCAACACGGUGCAGUCUCACACAAAGGGCAUCUGGAUGUGGUGUGUGCCUCACCCCAAGAAGCGAGAACACACCCUGGUCCUUCUGGACACCGAGGGCCUGGGCGAUGUGGAGAAGGGUGACAACCAGAAUGACUCCUGGAUCUUCGCCCUGGCAAUUCUCCUGAGCAGCACCUUCGUCUACAACAGUAUGGGGACCAUUAACCAGCAGGCCAUGGACCAGCUGCACUACGUGACCGAGCUGACAGAGAGAAUCAGGGCAAAGUCGGAACCUGAUGAUGGGAUUGAGGACUCGGCUGACUUUGUGAGCUUCUUUCCAGACUUUGUGUGGACGCUGCGGGACUUCUCCCUGGACUUGGAAACAGAUGGAGAAUCCAUCACAGCAGACGAGUACCUGGAGAACUCACUCAAGCUUAAGAAGGGUACCAGUCAAAAAGAUAAAAAUUUUAACCUGCCUCGACUCUGUAUCCGGAAGUUCUUCCCCAAGAAGAAAUGCUUUAUCUUUGAUCGGCCCACUCAGAGGAAGAAGCUGGGCCAGCUUGAGGAUCUGGGUGACGAUGAGCUGGACCCAGAAUUUGUGCAACAAUCUGCAGAGUUCUGUUCCUACAUCUUCUUAAAUUCCAAAACGAAAACUCUUUCAGGAGGCAUCAAGGUCACUGGGCCCCGUCUGGAGACCCUGGUACUGACCUUCGUCAACACCAUCAGCAGUGGGGACCUGCCCUGCAUGGAGAAUGCAGUCCUGGCCCUGGCUGAGAUCGAGAACUCGGCCGCCGUGCAGAAGGCCGUUGCCCACUAUGAGCAACAGAUGGCCGAGAAGCUGCAGCUGCCCACGGAGACCCUGCAGGAGCUGCUGGACCUGCACAGGGACGUCGAGAAGGAGGCCAUUGACGUCUUCAUGAAGAAUUCCUUCAAAGAUGAAGAGAACGUAUUCCAAAAGGAAUUAGCGACCAAGCUAGACAAAAAGCGAGACGAAUUUUGUGACCAGAAUAUUAAAGCAUCAUCAGAGCGUUGCUCGGCUUUAAUUAAGGAAAUUUUCAGUCCUCUAGAAGAAGGUGUGAAACAGGGGCUUUAUGCUAAAAGAGGAGGGUAUCGUCUCUACGUCGAGAAGAAAGAAGAGCUAAAGAUCAAGUAUCUUGAGACGCCCAGGAAGGGACUACAGGCGGAAGAGAUCCUCCAGGAAUACUUGAAGUCCAAGGAGUCUGUGGGCGAAGCAAUUCUACAGACAGACCAGACUCUCUCGGAGAAAGAAAAGCAGAUCGAAGUGGAACGUGUGAAAGCUGAAGCUGCACAGGCUGCAGCCAAAAUGCUGGAGGAGAUGCAAAUAAGGAACCAGCAGAUUAUGGAACAGAAAGAAAAGAGUUAUCAGGAACAUGUGAGACAGCUGGCUGAGAAGAUGGAGAAGGACCGGGCCCAGAUGCUGGAAGAGCAAGAGAGGACGAUGGCUCUUAAGCUUCAGGAACAAGCCCGACUAAUACAGGAAGGAUUCCAGGAAGAGAACAGACGACUUCAUAAUGAAAUACAAAAUCUCCAGAAGAAGAUGAAAAAAUCGAAGAAAGAAUGUUUGCUGAGCUAAAGAACUGAAGAGGAGAGCUUUCCCGGUCACGCUUAGCCAUGGUCUUACUCAAGUAGUUUAGAAUUAAGGAAAAUGUUGCCAAACUUGAUGAUAAUUACAUUUCACCUUGGCAUUACACAAAGAACUUACACAGUCAUGCAGUACUGUACCUGAAAUCAUCUCGACCUUCCUCACCACACCGAAGGUGGGACAGGAUAUGCAUUUUACCUCUGCCCCCGCCCAGAUGGUGCCACGAUCUGGUUCCAAUCAGGAGCUUCCUCUUCCAGAUGACCGCCAGCUACACCAGAAGACCCUGAGCAGCGUCUCGGGACUGAGUCUGGCCCACAACGCGUGCUAACAUCGGGGACAGCCCUUCUAGCUUCUCAGUGGAGACCGCAUCGUCUUCCAUUGUUUCAACACUGCCCAGUCUGUCAGCAGUGAUGGGAUUCCUGGGCACUGGGAAUGAGCGAUGCUUACUGGUGAAUUCUAAGCCAGAGCCAAUGCUCUUCUGGAGAGACCUAGAAUCUCUACAGAAUUUCCACAGGAAGAUGGAAAAACCAUUAGCAUGACUGGUAGCUGGGUGAUAGAUAAAUGGGCUAAAGAAGCAAACUGUCCCUUCCUGCUCGAUUCGCGCAGAUUCUAACUUUACUAGUGGGACUCUCUGGAAUUUUAGGUUACAAUGGACUACACAGUGACCCGAAGACAGUCACACAUGGUGUUUGUGGCAAUUUACAGUCUGCAAAGAAGAAUGCGAAAGGACAACAGAAACUGUGUUCGAAAACUGAGCUAAUUUAAACAGCUAGACGGUUUAACCCUAGAGUUUAAGCUAUCUUUUCCAAAUUCUUCGCCAUCACACGUAAAAACUUAUUUUUGCCCUAGAGAAUAUGAAUUGCUUUUGACAUUUUUGACCAGUUAAAUAAUGCUCUUGCUAUUACUUAGUAUAUAGACUUUAUUGCAGUUGUCAAAGCCCUAGGUAAAUGGUAAGACGAUUGAGAGUAUUUUCAAGCUGGAAAUAAAUUGUGCUUCACUGAGCUUUA